Messenger RNA from Plasmodium fragile, 1242 nucleotides. RefSeq lists its product as uncharacterized. NCBI's taxonomy places the organism in Eukaryota, Apicomplexa, Aconoidasida, Haemosporida, Plasmodiidae. The transcript is spliced from 2 exons. The record is from RefSeq and is a predicted model, not a curated record. The coding region runs from base 1 to 1242 and encodes 413 amino acids.
AUGUCGAGGAUGAGGCAACAGUCGAACGGUGCAAUUUCUUUGGGGAAGUUAUAUUUUUUCGGUAUCCUGAUGUUGUUUGGGAACGAUUACUCGAAUGAGGAUACCUAUGGAAAACCGUACAAGGCAGGCCAUAUGCACCAUAUAUUAAAUGUCAGAUAUGGCAGAUUAUUAAUGGAUGAACCUAAUAUAGAAGCACUACUUCAGGAGAAUAAUACCCUGCUGGAGGAAAAGUUCAUGGGAUCAGUGGAUGCAAAUGGCGAAACUUACCUGCAGGACCGUUCCGAUGUAACAAAGCAUGGUGAUGAGUCUAGCUCACGAUCUAGAAAGAGUAGUCCUCGCGACAGUUCAAGGAAAAAGUCGAAAAGUACCAUGGAUCGUUGUAACGUGGACAAAUCCAACGAAUCCUUAAAUUUGAAUAAUUUUGAUGAGGAUCAAGGCAAGGAAAAGUUUGGUGGAUCAUCGAUUUUUGGCAGCACGGAGAGUCUAUUUGAAGAACGAGAUGAUGAUGAUUUAGGCCAUGACAGAAAGGUUGGCGAAUCUACUCAUUUUGGCAGCAUGGACAGUAUAUUCCCAGAAGCAGCCGAUGAUAAUCAUGUUAGCGAUGACACAAAGAUUGGUGCGUCCACGAAUUUUGACAGCAGGGAGAGUCUUCCUAAGGAACGAAAUGUGGAAGGUAAUGAUAAGCGUAAGAAUAAGUCUGAGCAUCAACCUAGAGAUCGAACCGGAGUAAAGCCUGGAGUUCAUCGUGAGGCACAACGUGGAUGUCCACAUGGAGUACGAUCUGAAGGUCCAUAUGCAAGGGAAACCGGUAGUACGCAUAUAGAAGGAAUUGAACAGAGUGAGCGAAGUAAUGGGAUGGCCCGAAAAGGAUCUAUCUUUUCUCGCAUUGCUAAUUAUAUAAGAAAGAUUGAUUCCAAGUAUCAGGCGAUGUUGGUGGAUAUACUACGGGAAGAAAUGGAGAAAAAUUCUGAUUUUAAUGAGAAGGCACCGAACUUCAACAAUAGAAAUGAAUUCAAGUUUGUAUCACCAGUUUUGGGAGCAUUUGUGUUUUCCUUGCUUAUACUUAUAAUAAGUAUGAAGGCUGCGUUUUUUCUUCCUGUAUUGAUAACAUCAAUAGUCGGAUCAAUAACAUAUGUUACAUGCAGAUACAAAAAAGCGCUUAAGCUUGUAAAGUACGAACAAAGUAGAAUCAGAAUGGUGCGAAGAAAGUCAAAGCAAUGUGAUACCGAAAAAAUAGAGUAG